Oncorhynchus mykiss (rainbow trout) is the source of this 3644-nucleotide messenger RNA. NCBI's taxonomy places the organism in Eukaryota, Metazoa, Chordata, Actinopteri, Salmoniformes, Salmonidae. The record is from RefSeq and is a predicted model, not a curated record.
AUAUACUGUAAGAGGAGGCACUGAGAGGAGUCAGGAUGCAAGAUGCUGCUACCGAUCUGCUUUAGUUCAUUGCUACUGCACCUUAGUGAUAAUAAAGGAACCAAACGCAGCAAGCUCUAGGACUUGGAUCUAUUAUACAGCUGCCGAUGCUCUGCUUCCCUGGCUGCCUCAGCUGUUUGUAGUUCCCUCAGCGAGGCGCACUGAAAGAUUUCUAGGUGGGCUUGAUAAUUAUGCCAUAAGCAGCUGACGCUAAUUGAACAUCUCUAGCAUCUCUCAAUGGAACUGCCUGGACAAACGGAGCGCCUGUAAUGUGAGCGCCGUAGAGGAUACUGCUGUUACAGCUUGUGAUGCGCAUCUACUGGCCACAUCACAUUACAUUGGAUCUUGAUGUGAGGAAAUGCAACUGAACUCCUCUUGGUGAGAGAGGAAUCUCUACCUCUGCUUCUGUGUGGUGGAGCCGCUCACCAUAGUCUGACUGCUCUGAACGCUCUGUGAUCGCAGGAUUUGGUGGUGCUGACCCUGUCGUGUCUGAUACCAUCUGCUACUUCUGCGUUUCCGUACCGCACCAACCCUCUCUGUCUGUCAAAGGAACGCUACCCACCUACCUACCUGCACCGAUGUCGUGGAUGGAUGGAGCAUUGCGCAGGAGUGAGGGUUCUAUAAAGCAGCGGCACCAUCAGUGUACACAGAGCAGUAAAACCGCAUGGUGAGAGAGUGAUCAGAGAGGUGCAAGAGAGAGAGACAGACAGAGAAAGAAAGAACCAGAGAGAGAGAGAGAGAAACACAGAGAGAGAAACAGAGAGAAGUACUAGAGAGAGAGAUAGUGUGAGAGAGAGAGAAAGAAACAAAGAGAGAGAGGUACUCUAGAGAGAGAUUAAAUCAUCUGACAGUCAGACAGUGAGUGACAGUGUGUAGUGGAGAGUGGUUCCUUCCUGCCUGCAUGACAGAGCUGCAGUGUGUGAAGCCGCUGUCUCUCUCUGCUCUGAUAAACUAAUAGGUUAAUGAGACAAGUAAUGCAGGUGCUGUAGAGAGGAGAGAAGAGACAAUACUCCCGUGACUACAGCACAGGGAGGAUGCUCUGAGGACCAGACUGAGGAGUGCUCUUAGGAUUCAGGGAUUCACACUGCAGAGUGCAGACAGAGGUCUGCUGUACGUACCUGAGAUACCGCAGUUAACCGCUGCACCUUAUAACACAUUCAGCAUGGAUGAACUGUGUACAUACACAGAUAGCAUGGACAAAAACUCCCUAAAGUACCCAAAGACUGAGCAGACAGAGAAAAUGUGGAUGCGACUCAAGGGAAUGCAGAAGUACAAAAACACAUCUCAAAGAUUGAGAUGCCUGGUGAAGCAGCUGGACAAGGGAGAGGUGAACGUGGUGGACCUGAGGAAGAAUAUAGAGUAUGCAGCCUCUGUUCUAGAGGCAGUCUAUAUUGAUGAAACCAGGCGUCUUCUGGACACUGAGGAUGAGCUCAGUGACAUCCAGGCGGACUCUGUGCCCAUGGAGGUGCGUGAUUGGCUGGCCUCAACCUUCACCAGGAAGAUGGGCGUGGUCAGGAGACGACCCGAGGAGAAACCACGGUUCAGGAGCAUCGUCCAUGCCGUGCAGGCUGGCAUCUUCGUCGAGAGGAUGUACAGACGGACGUCUAACAUGGCUGGGCUGACGUACCCUCCAGCUGCCAUCGCUGUUUUGAAGGAUGUAGAUAAAUGGGCCUUUGAUGUGUUUGCCCUCCACGAGGCCAGCAGUGAACACGCAUUGAAGUUCCUGGUGUACGAACUGCUCACCCGCUAUGAUCUGAUCAACCGCUUCAGGAUUCCAGUUUCAUCUCUGGUGACCUUCGUAGAGGCUCUAGAGGUGGGCUACAGCAAACACAGAAACCCCUACCACAACCUCAUCCACGCUGCUGACGUCACACAGACAGCACACUAUCUGAUGCUCCACACUGGCAUUAUGCACUGGCUCACUGAACUGGACAUUCUAGCCAUGGUGUUUGCUGCAGCUAUCCAUGACUUUGAACACACUGGGACAACCAACAACUUUCACAUUCAGACCAGGUCAGAGGUGGCCAUCCUGUACAAUGACCGGUCAGUCCUGGAGAACCACCAUGUCAGUGCUGCCUAUAGACUUAUGCAAGAAGAUGAGAUGAACAUACUGGUCAACCUGUCAAAAGAUGACUGGCGAGAACUGCGGACUCUGGUGAUUGAGAUGGUGAUGAGUACAGACAUGUCCUGCCAUUUCCAGCAGAUCAAAACCAUGAGGAACGCCCUGCAGCAGCCCGAGGGAGUAGACAAGGCUAAAGCCCUAUCUCUGAUGCUGCAUGCAGCUGACAUCAGCCACCCAGCCAAGGCCUGGAAGCUGCACUACCGAUGGACACAGGCCCUGAUGGAGGAGUUCUUCAGACAGGGCGAUAAGGAGGUUGAGUUAGGGCUGCCAUUCUCCCCUCUGUGUGAUCGUAAAGCUACCAUGAUUGCCCAGUCACAAAUAGGGUUCAUUGACUUCAUAGUAGAACCCACAUUCUCUGUGUUGGUGGACACGACAGAGAAGAUCAUUACACCUCUCAUAGAGGAUACCUUAAAGUCACACGACACUGGUGUCCGCAGGUCAAGUUUGACAGGUAGUGGGUCAGUGACGGUGGUGGAGUCAGUCCAGAGACACAGUGGUCGAGGGUCCAGCCAGGGGGUUGACCAGGGGCUCACUACAGACUAUAGCCUGGCUGGCAUUGACCUGAAACGGGUCAGACACACACUGGCAGAGGUCAUCCAACACAACAAAGACAGAUGGAAGGAGCUCUCUGUACAAGAGUUGGCGAGGAAAGAGCAAGCUGAGUUGACUUCUGACCCAGAGGAGGAGUCCCUGAUGAACACAGAGGUUACGUUGACUCACACCAGCCCUGAGAGACACAGCCAGGAGCUUCAAUCAGAGCCCUUCAUUGAACUGAUGAACAACACAAACACAAACUCCAAUAACUCUUCCCAGGAGGACUCAGAGCUGGACCACAGUCCUCACAGGCCUCUGUCACCGUCUGAGGAUAAAGAGACAACAUCACAUGGUUCCAUCUCUCCUGAACACCUACCAUGGAACGGUAGGAAUGCUAGCUAGCGAUAUGAUAUGAUACGAUAUACGAUAUGAUAUACGAUACAAUAUACGAUAGAAUGUACAAUACAACAAUGCAACAUAAUGUAGUGCAACGUAACAUAACGCAACACAACAACAUGCAAUGCAAUACAACACAGCACAAUAGCACAGUGAAACCAACAGUCAUGCCUUUUAACAAUGCUGUUGCCCUGUCAGUAAGCUAUAGCUAUGUGGUAUUUUUCUUGUUUCUAUAAUUGUGUUGUCAGUUACAGCCAUCUGUGACCAAGUGUCGAAGAAAUAGAUAGCUGCCGAGUGGAGGGUUGUCAAGGUUACAGCUGAGUGACGCUGUGUUGUCAUGGUAACUGGUGUUGCUUGCAGGAGAAGGCCCUGAGCCAGUCCUUGAGCAUGGGGAGGAGUCUCUUCAGAGCCCUUGAUUUUGAUAGGCUACCCAACAACACUGCCACUUCCUGAUUCAACAGGCAUUAUAUUUGUUUGUUUUUUUAUUGUAAAUUUGUUCUGAUUCAUUUUAUUGUUAUUUAUUAAAGAUAGGGGUCUUCAUGCUCCAAGUGGU